AAGGGAGGUUAUAAAAACACCCACACUCGUCCUUUUCAACCACCUUCCACGCACAAACUAUCAGUCGUAUUUCCCCCUUGACGUCCUCUGCGGCUUUCGAAGCUGUGGGUCAAGCAACGACGCUAACACUGGAGCUAUAAAAAUUAACAACGGGGGCUCCCGUUUAAAGCGCCGCACCAAGCUGACCAGCUAGCGCAGUGUGAUCACUUGCGUCUCUCUCUGAAACGAUUUUGUUUGUUUCGGAGAAGUGCAAAUUGAUUCAAAAACCACUGCCGCCGCAUAUCCUGAUCGGAACCCCCCCCCACACACCAAAUCGAAGCAAAAAUGGUGCAAAAUAAGAUCGCCGAAGUCACUGGAUUCCACCGCUCCUUCAAGGGGCAAAAUCCCUUUGAAUCGGAGGACUUCACUAAAAAUGGAUCCCAUCUUAUCGAUUCAUCAUUUAAUUUUGAUUCCUCCCCCAGACAUGACAUGCCUUCCAGUCAGCCUAUUGACAUCCCCGAUGCCAAGAAGAGAAACAAGAAGAAAAAGCGUUGCCGGGCAACUGACAGUUUCUCUGGAAGAUUCGAGGAUGUCUACAGACUGCAGGAAGAGGUCUUGGGAGAGGGCGCUUAUGCCAGAGUGCAAACAUGCAUUAACCUCAUCACCAAUAAAGAGUAUGCUGUAAAGAUAAUCGAGAAAAGGCCGGGUCACAGCCGCAGUCGUGUCUUCCGUGAGGUUGAGAUGCUCUACCAGUGCCAGGGCCAUAGAAACAUCCUGGAGCUGGUGGAGUUUUUUGAAGAGGAAGACAAAUUCUACCUGGUGUUUGAGAAGCUCAGAGGAGGGUCAAUCUUGGAACACAUUCACAAGAGACAGCACUUCAGUGAGCAGGAGGCCUGUCUCGUGGUGCAGGACAUUGCCAGUGCUCUAGAUUUCCUUCAUAACAAGGGAAUGGCACAUAGAGACCUGAAACCUGAAAACAUUCUCUGUGAGAGUGCACACAAGAUAUGCCCGGUCAAGAUCUGUGACUUUGACUUAGGCAGUGGGAUCAAGCUGAACAGUGACAGCUCACCCAUCUCCACCCCUGAGCUCCUCACUCCCUGCGGCUCAGCAGAGUACAUGGCACCUGAGGUAGUUGAGGCCUUCAGUGAAGAAGCUACAAUUUACGACAAGCGCUGUGACCUGUGGAGUCUUGGAGUCAUUCUGUACAUCAUGCUAAGUGGAUAUCCUCCGUUUGUAGGCCGCUGUGGUGGCGACUGUGGCUGGGAAUUGGGUGAACCCUGCCACACCUGCCAGAACACUUUAUUUGAGAGCAUCCAGGAAGGAAAAUACGAGUUUCCGGAAAAAGACUGGGCUCACAUCUCCUCAAGUGCCAAAGACCUGAUAUCCAAACUUCUGGUUCGGGAUGCCAAAAGCCGUCUGAGUGCCAGUCAGGUGCUGCAGCACCCCUGGGUGCUGGGGGGAGCAUCUGACACUUUGCCAACAUCCAUCUUACAUCAGAGAACCAGCAGUGCCAGGGAUCUUACAGUUUUUGCAGAUAAGGCCAUGGCUGUGAACCGGCAGCUGGCUGAACAGGAUGGCAUGGAAGAGCAGCAGCAGCAGGAAGUCCAAUUUUUUGUUACCGCUUCUGGCUCAUCUAUGCGCCUCUCUCCUCCUUCCAACUCCAAGCUGGCCAAGCGCAGGCAGCGAAGCAGCCAGCCGAAGGCUGGGCCCGUCUCCGCCACGGAGCUUUGUCAGCUCUUGGCCCCCCUCGUCAUCGUGGGAGACUGUGCCUGAACUUUCCUGACCUUCCGUUACGAUUCAAGUCCUGUUCCACGACUGCCCUGAGACUCUUCCUCCUCAGUUCUGGCCCCUCUCUGGCCUCGGUCCCUCUGCUAUUCAGGUUCUCUCGCCAGCUGUAAAGGGAGAUGCUGCCUGCAGCCCUUCCUCUAAAUGCCUUCUGCCCUUCUCCAGCACUUCUGAAGCACAUCAGCACAGGGCCUGCAUAUAGCAAACACAACUAUGUGCACUUCCAGGUUGGGGAGGAGGGCCAGUUAAUGACUUGUUGGACAGCAAAGUAUUUUCUAAGUUAUGUUGGUUUUUUGUUUGUUUGUUUAUUUUCCUCAUACAACUCAGUUCAGAAGAAAUGCGAACAUAGAUCUUCGAAACUAAGCUCAGACACCAAAGGACAACCUGUUGUGCUGCUCCCACGUUACAACUGGAUCCACUGUGAAUUAAGUUAUCUGGAAUGUUUUUUGCCUGUAUGUAUAUGCAUGAAUGGCCCAUCUGCACAUACGUACAAGCUUAUGCAAUAUGCCGAGAUGAAGGCUGUUCCUGUCUUGAAAGGAUUCAGUGUAAUAAGGGUUGGAAGGGCUGUAAGCCAAUGCUGUCCGUGCCUGAGGCGCGGACCGUUGGCUGGAGACUCUUCAAAGUCUUCUUUUUUUUCUUUUUUUUUUUUUUUGUUCCCCUCCGUGUAAGAUGAACUCUUUACAGUCGACUCUUGUGUAAAUGUCUGAGAUGCGCACUUAUGCAGCUCGGUGGCCGUGCACUUAGUGCUCAGAGGCCAACGGCUGUUUGUACCUGACCAGCUACGACUUGCCGCUGCAUCAGUUGAUGCGGUUUUUCCUUUUCUUCCAAAUUUAAUCUAAAACUAGUGAAUUAAUUUGACUUGGUCAUGCUUGAUGGCCGCCUGGGAGGGGGGAGGGGCCAAAGCUCGUGGCUUGUAUAUCUGGCUUAUUUGUACAGGCUAAUUAUACAGUACUUAAAAUGGCUACGCAAGUGAACUGGGUCAGUGUUACUUUCAUUGUAAAGAAUUUGACGUCCCCUUGCUACAAUUUGUAUUUUUUUUUUUUUUUAUACAUAAUUUUUUUUUCUACAGAUCAAUUUAUGGAUUUAACUUUAAAUAUUUUGGCAGUAAAAGUUUAAACUCCUGUGAAGGGGUUGAAAAGCACAUUUUGCCCGAUGUGAUCAGACUGUCAUUUGUUGAUCAGAUUUAUUUGGACCAUCAUCUUCGUCCUCCUCAUCCUUCAAGGUGUCAACGUUGUCUCUAACGACACGCCGCCCCUCCCAGAAUGACGUCACAAAUUUUCUUUGAAAGUUGGAGGCAGAGGGGAAAAAAUAAAAUAAACACAAAAAGGAAAAACAUUCCACAAAAAGACAAAAAAAACUUCAGACAUUUAGCUGUAUAAAGUUUACUUUUUGAAAGUUUGAAAACUCCAUGUCAAUGUGCCACACUGAUUUUGAUUUUUGUUGUUUGUUUUUUGUUUUGUAUGGCUGUUAAUAAGCUUUUUUUUUUUUUUUGUUUUUGUUUUUUGUUUUUCCCCCAUGCAGGUGCUGUUCAGUUCAGGUGAAACACCCGAUGUUUUCCUUUGUUGUUUUUUAAUGUUUGUUUUGUUUUUGAGUUUUUAAAGUUGAGUAUGUGGUGUAUGAGGUAAAAAUGGAGAAAGUUUAAGUUGAGCUGGAGCGUUCGUGCCCAGUGAAGGCAAGUUUUUAAGUUUUAUAUAUAUAUAUAUAUAUUUUUUUUUUUUUUUUAUAUGUGAGCAGGGUGGGGAAUUGGCACCAGCACCAAUGUGGUAAAACAUGAAAGUGGCUGGUACAUUUCAGACACAGAAAGAAAAAACUAGUAUGAAGUUGCUGGUGAAUUUGGAGCAGUUAUCCAUGAGUGGCUGGUACAUGUUCAUUUUUUUCCCACUCUGUGUUGGCAAUAAUCUUUCUUUGUUGUUAAUUAGAUUAAGUUAAAGCUCAUUCUGAAACUGACAGGUAAUGGACUGGCGAUGACGUCUCUCAGCACUGUAGCCAUUUCACCAAAGAGGGUUCAAGUCAUGACAUUGAAACAUAUGAUCCACGACCUAGCAGUGAUAAGUGGGGAACUUCUGAUUGUCCGUGUCCUGUUGGCAGCACUGCAGCGACGGUACUCUGGAAAUGGUGUCAGAUGACCCGUUAUUCUGAUAAUAGGACACUGUAAUAGUUCUAAGAAUACCUUUCUACAGAUGCAUAGUUAUGAGGGUUUAUGUCUUAUAAUAAGACUUACUUGAAUAUGUGUAUGCAGCUGUUUCUUCAUUUUGGAAACUACUUUGCUUAUUGGUAAUCUGAAAGCAUUAAGCUAAUGAUCAAGGCAAUCUUUGUGGGGUGGGGUGGGAGGGGAGGGGGUUGAAAAUAUACAGAUCAGUAUUCUGCCUUUUUCUGGGGGGGGUCUUCACACAACUGAGUUUGUCCCUGUCUUUGAAUGGGCACUCAAAACGCACACUGUGGCCAUACUCUGUAAUAUCCCGACCAGUACAGUAAGGGUUUUCUGGGUCAUGACCAUUUCUACUAUGUCGAAUGGCAGUAGCUUUUGUUUUCUUUCAACUGCCUUUUAUUGGGAGAAAGAGGACAAAGUGAUUUCCUUCAGCCUUUUUUUUUUUUUUUUUUUUUUGGUAUGUUGUCGCUGACGUCAACUGUUAAAAUUCAGUCAUUCGAAUGGAUAGUACCAUCAGUCUCCCCACAAUCUGAAUGUAGCCUGCAGGUGAAAGCAUUUAAGGCAGAUCAGACCAUUUAAAUGGUUCCUUCUCAUGAGCACAGUGUGCCAGUCAGAUACAGUCCAGGCUUUGGGUUGACACCUGAUUUUUAACACUGUCUGAAUCGCCUCCGACACCAUUGUGUUCAUGGGAAGUGGCUUCAAACGAAUACAUCCUGUAGUACAA
This is a messenger RNA of Oreochromis niloticus (Nile tilapia), 4637 nucleotides long. It is a transcript of the gene mknk2b, whose product is annotated as MAPK interacting serine/threonine kinase 2b. Gene Ontology annotation, biological process: protein phosphorylation. The record is from RefSeq and is a predicted model, not a curated record. Gene Ontology annotation, molecular function: ATP binding; protein kinase activity. NCBI's taxonomy places the organism in Eukaryota, Metazoa, Chordata, Actinopteri, Cichliformes, Cichlidae. Bases 325 to 1752 code for a protein of 475 amino acids. The transcript has 14 exons.